Dichomitus squalens LYAD-421 SS1 is the source of this 525-nucleotide messenger RNA. Its product is annotated as zf-U1-domain-containing protein. The transcript has 3 exons. The annotation marks the transcript as partial. The record is from RefSeq and is a predicted model, not a curated record. Gene Ontology annotation, cellular component: U1 snRNP; nucleus. Gene Ontology annotation, biological process: mRNA splicing, via spliceosome; spliceosomal snRNP assembly; mRNA 5'-splice site recognition. Gene Ontology annotation, molecular function: pre-mRNA 5'-splice site binding; zinc ion binding. Lineage: Eukaryota; Fungi; Basidiomycota; Agaricomycetes; Polyporales; Polyporaceae.
AAACACUAUUGUGACUAUUGCGAUGUCUUCCUGACCCACGACUCUGCUUCAGUGCGCAAAGCCCACAACAGUGGUCGGAAUCACCUCGCAAACGUUCGGGACUACUACGCUUCACUUGGUCACGACAAGGCGCAGAGCAUCAUUGACCAGAUCACAGCUGCAUAUGAGAGCGGCAAUCCUCCUCCUCCCGGCGGGUUUGGGUUUGGUCCUCAGCAUCUAGCUCCUCCUGGGCCGCCAUUUGGCGGUCCCCCCAUGGGCUACGGCGCCCCGCCUCCUGGAUUUGGUGGUCCCCCUCCAUUCGGUGGUACGUCCUUCUCGCUAUCUCCGCCUCUGCCGCGUCCCUCAUGGCGUUCAGGUCGCCCGCCAAUGCCUCCUGGUCCGGGAGGCAUGCCUCCUCCCGGUAUGAUGGGGCCUCCAGGUGCGCCCCCUUUCCCUCCGAACAUGGUGCCUCCUCCUGGCAUGGGUCCUCCAGGCAUGGGUCCGGGCGGGUUCCCGCCCUCAGGUAAGUGUGAGUCCCCUCGAUGA